This is a messenger RNA of Carassius auratus (goldfish), 847 nucleotides long. RefSeq names its product phospholipid scramblase 1-like. The record is from RefSeq and is a predicted model, not a curated record. NCBI's taxonomy places the organism in Eukaryota, Metazoa, Chordata, Actinopteri, Cypriniformes, Cyprinidae. The transcript has 7 exons. The coding region runs from base 16 to 825 and encodes 269 amino acids. Gene Ontology annotation, cellular component: plasma membrane. Gene Ontology annotation, biological process: plasma membrane phospholipid scrambling. Gene Ontology annotation, molecular function: phospholipid scramblase activity.
UUAACAGUAAGAACAAUGUCAAAUUUAUGUUCUUUGAUACUCUUUAAACCAGGUUACCCAACUGAACUCCAACCACAGAAACAUGCUAUUAAUCCCACCCCUCCUUAUAACCAGGGACAAGGCAUACCAGGCCAAGGUCAAAUGCCUGUGAUGCCAGUUCCACAAAGACCUGCUGGCUGCCCACCAGGACUGGAGUACCUGACCCAGAUUGAUCAACUUCUUGUACAGCAGAAAGUUGAGCUGGCUGAAGUUAUAUUGGGCUGGGAGACCAACAAUAAGUACACAGUGAAGAACACUAUGGGGCAACAGGUGUUCUUUGUGGCUGAGGAAAACAACUGCUGUAACAGACAGUUCUGUGGACCACUGCGGUCAUUCGUCCUCCAUGUUCAGGAUAACAUGGGACAGGAAGUGAUGACACUCACUCGUCCUCUGAAGUGUGGAAGCUGCUGUUUUCCCUGUUGCCUGCAAGAGCUUGAAAUCCAGUCUCCACCAGGCAACCCGAUUGGAUAUGUGAUCCAGAAUUGGCAUCCUUUCCUUCCCAAGUAUACCAUACAGAAUGAGAAGAAAGAAGCAGUUCUGAAGAUUUCGGGGCCGUUCUGUUCAUGCAGAUGUUGCGCUGAUGUGAACUUUGAUGUUUUGUCCGUGGACGAAUCAACAAAGGUGGGCAGAAUCGCUAAACAAUGGACCGGUAUGGUGAGGGAAGCUUUCACGGAUGCAGACAAUUUUGGAAUAUCCUUUCCUAUCGAUCUGGACGUGAAGAUCAAAGCUACUCUUUUCGGAGCGUGUUUCCUCAUAGACUUCAUGUUCUUUGAACACAAUAAAUAACUUCAUUUUCUGGAUGUCAUGU